This is a messenger RNA of Octopus sinensis (East Asian common octopus), 2307 nucleotides long. Its product is annotated as prostaglandin G/H synthase 2. The transcript is spliced from 10 exons. Gene Ontology annotation, molecular function: prostaglandin-endoperoxide synthase activity; heme binding; peroxidase activity. Gene Ontology annotation, cellular component: cytoplasm; neuron projection. Gene Ontology annotation, biological process: cyclooxygenase pathway; response to oxidative stress. The record is from RefSeq and is a predicted model, not a curated record. Bases 98 to 1936 code for a protein of 612 amino acids. Lineage: Eukaryota; Metazoa; Mollusca; Cephalopoda; Octopoda; Octopodidae.
CUCAGAGGAAAAACAAAGAAACAAAGAAACAAAAAAAAAACAAGAAGAAAAAUACAACAAAAAACCAAAGUCAAGGUAAACAAACCAGGAACGGAAAAUGAUUUUAAUCUACGCAGUAUCUCUAAUAAUGCUGACGGCAUUGGUAAAUGCUGCUAAUCCUUGCUGCUCGUUUCCAUGCCAACACAGAUCUGUUUGUAUGACCAAAGGAUUUGAUGAUUAUAUGUGUGACUGUAGCCAAACAGGUUACUAUGGCAAAAACUGUGAAAUACCAACAUUUCGUCAAACAAUCAUCACUUUUAUAAAACCGACCCCUGAUACUGUCCAUUAUAUCUUAACAAAUUUCCCAUGGUUAUGGAAAAUUAUAAACAAUGUCCCUUUUCUCAGUAACAUUGUUAUGACUUAUGUAUAUAUAUCGAGGGGACAACUGGUGGACAGUCCCCCUCUCUAUGUGUCCAACCAGACUUUCACAUACUCGGACAUCUACUAUAACAGGUCAACAUUUGUGCGCAAUCUACCACCGGUCCCCAAGGAUUGUCCCAUGCCAUUGGGCGUUGUAGGUCCCAAGGUCCUUCCUGACACAAAUAAACUCAUAGAAAUCUUCAGGAGACAAGAAUUUAAACCUGACCCCAUGGGAACAAGUCUACUAUUCGCUUUCAUGGCUCAACAUUUUACUCACCAGUUUUUCAAGACUGACCUAACCAAAAAUCCCGACAUGCAAUGGGGCAAUCAAGGCGUUGAUGCCAGUAAUAUCUAUGGCAAAAAUCUUCACGAAGAGAAUCUUUUAAGAACAUUCAAAGAUGGUAAAAUGAAGACUCAGAUCAUAAACAAUGAAAUAUGGCCACCCCAUGUAAAAGACGCUCCUGUCUCAGCCAAGUUUUUAGAUAAAAUAGAUCGGAAUUACCAUUUUGCAGUUGGUCAUGAGUUCUUCAAUGUGGUCCCAGGCCUCGUCGUCUUCUCCACUGUUUGGCUGCGGGAACACAACCGAGUCUGCGACAUUUUAAAGGAGGAGCAUCCGGAAUGGUUAGAUGAACAAUUGUUCCAGACAACUAAGCUUAUAAUCAUUGGUGAAAUAAUCAAAUUGAUUAUUGAAGAGUAUGUCAGCCAUCUGGCACAUUAUGGCUUAAAUAUUCGCUUUGAUCCAGAACUGCUCUUUAAUCAACGUUAUCAAUACCAGAACCGAAUUGCCAUCGAAUUCAAUCACCUAUACCACUGGCAUCCAUUCAUACCUGACACUUUCAACAUCAAUGGAACAAUGUACACAAACAGGGAGUUUUAUUACCAUCCUGAGAUUGUUGUGAAACAUGGAAUGAAGGCGUUUGUUGAUUCCUUAUCACGACAAACAGCUGGUCAAAUGACAGCUUACAACCAUGGAGUGGUCACACUGCACGUUGCCAAAGAAAUCAUUGAACAUGGUCGAUUGCUUCGAUUACAGUCAUUUAAUAAUUAUCGACGACGGUUCAAUUUGAAACCUUACAAAAACUUCUUUGAAUUGACAGGUAACAUGGAAUUGGCAAAUAUACUUGAAAAUUUCUAUGGAGAUGUGGAAGCUGUGGAGAUGUAUGUUGGAAUGAUUGCCGAGAAACGCCAACACAAAUCAUUGUUUGGACAAACUAUUAUCGAAAUGGGAGCCCCUUUCUCUGUGAAGGGUCUUAUGUCGAGUCCUAUCUGUAGUCCCGGAUGGUGGAAACCGUCCACGUUUGGUGGUGAUGUAGGUUUCAACAUUGUCAAGACACAAACGUUCAAGAAACUGUUUUGUCAAAACAUGAAAGAUGGUUGUGGGUUGGUCAGUUUACGGAUACCUGAAUGGACGGAAGAAUAUGAAGAAUCUCGGCGUAAAAUUGAAAAUGAAGCUAUGUACAGAAUGCCAUCAACAAAGGAAUCAACUUCAGAGAAGCCCCUAAUGUCAAACAGUAAACCACAAUCGAACGAAUUAUGAAUCACUACAAAAUAAAAAUUGUUACUCCCACUUCUGACUAUACACCCAGACACAUGUGUCCACCCCACUGAAACUCAUACACUGACAUACACAAAUACAUACAUCUGCACAUAUACACAUUUUUGAAAAAAUUUUAAUUUUAAAUACACAAGUGUCCAUUACUUUGGGUUUCUUGGAAAAUGAUCAUCAGACAUGUUCACUGAUUGUCAAUAUUUAAAGACUUGACCAUUUCCAUUCACUAAAUUCUUUCUAGCUGUAGUGACAGUGUCUGCAUGUAUGUGUAAAUGUGCAUGUAAAGCAGAAUGAUUGUGUCUGUAUGUGGUGUAUGUGUAUAUAUAUGUACAUGUGUAUAUAAAUGUAUGUAUAUAUAC